UCUCUCUCCACCUCUUUCCCCCCUUCUUCCUCCUGGUGUGGUUAGUUUAUGCUUCGGCUUCAUCUACAAUUUGAUUUAUUUUCUUCUCUAAUACUCUUCCUCCAUCUCUUGGAGGCUCAAUUGCUGCUUUAGUUUAUUGUUUGUUUCUUUAAUUCACCAUGCGUGUCAACGCCGCGCUGACCUCUGCCUUGGUGUCCUCGGCGACUCUCAUGGGCUACGCUCAUGCUGAGGAUGCUGAACCCAAGGCCGAUGCUUCGUCGGUGGCUGAGAAGCCUACCUUCACCCCGACCACGUUGAAGGCGCCGUUCCUAGAGCAGUUCACCGAUGACUGGACCUCCAGGUGGACUCCGUCGCACGCCAAGAAGGAGGAUUCGACCUCGGAGGAAGACUGGGCCUACGUGGGCGAGUGGUCCGUCGAGGAGCCUACCGUCCUGAAGGGCAUUGAGGGCGACAAGGGUCUCGUCGUCAAGAACGCGGCCGCUCAUCACGCCAUCUCGGCCAAGUUCCCCAAGAAGAUCGACAACAAGGGCAAGACCCUCGUCGUUCAGUACGAGGUCAAGCCGCAGAACUCUCUGGUCUGCGGUGGUGCCUACAUGAAGCUCCUCCAGGACAACAAGAAGCUUCACGCCGAGGAGUUCUCCAACGCCUCCCCCUACGUGAUCAUGUUUGGCCCCGACAAGUGCGGUGCCACCAACAAGGUUCAUUUCAUUUUCCGCCACAAGAACCCCAAGACUGGCGAGUACGAGGAGAAGCACCUGAAGGCCCCCCCUGCUGCUCGCACCAGCAAACUCACCUCGCUGUACACUCUGAUCGUCCGUCCCGAUCAGACCUUCCAGAUCCUGGUCGAUGGCGAGUCCGUCAAGGAUGGCAACUUGCUGGAGGACUUUAACCCUCCCGUCAACCCUGAGAAGGAGAUUGACGAUCCCAAGGACAAGAAGCCUGCCGACUGGGUUGACGAGGCCAAGAUCGCCGACCCCGAGGCCAAGAAGCCCGCCGACUGGGAUGAGGAGGCCCCCUACGAGAUCGUGGACGAGGAAGCCACCAUCCCCGACGACUGGUUGGAGGAUGAGCCCAACACCAUCGCUGACCCCGAGGCCGAGAAGCCCGAGGACUGGGAUGACGAGGAGGAUGGAGACUGGAUCCCUCCCACCGUGCCCAACCCCAAGUGCAGCGAAGCCUCUGGCUGCGGCCCCUGGUCGCCUCCUAUGAAGAAGAACCCGGCCUACAAGGGCAAGUGGAGCGCGCCUCUGAUCGACAACCCGGCCUACAAGGGUGUGUGGGCGCCGCGCAAGAUCGCCAACCCCGCUUACUUUGAGGACAAGACCCCUGCCAACUUUGAGCCCAUGGGUGGUAUUGGCUUCGAGAUCUGGACCAUGCAGAACGACAUCCUCUUUGACAACAUCUACAUCGGUCACUCCGAGGAGGAUGCCAAGCAGCUCCGCGCGGAGACCUUUGAUGUCAAGCACCCCGUGGAGAAGGCCGAGGAGGAGGCGCUCAACCCCAAGAAGGAGGAGGGCGCGACCACCAGCGUCAGCUUCAAGGAGGACCCCGUGACCUACGUCCGCGAGAAGGUCGACCAAUUCGUCAUCCUGGCCAAGGAGGACCCCCUGACCGCCGUGAAGACGGUGCCCGAGGUGGCCGGUGGUCUGGGUGCGCUGCUCGUGACGAUGAUCCUGAUCAUCGUCGGUGCGAUCAGCGCCAGCAGCCCGGCCGCUGCGCCCGCCAAGAAGGGCAAGGCGGCUGCCAGCGCCCCCAAGGAGAAGAAGGGCGAGGCGACCAGCUCCGCGGCCGACACGGGCAAGGGCAGCGCCACCAAGCGCAACACGCGGUCGUCUGCCGAGUAAACCGGCCCGAUCGACCGGUCCUGUCGGGAAGGAAUGGAAAGCCCAGACGUGUCCUCAUCACAAAGCACCGAAGGAACCGCCGCCUACCAACACCACGACAGGAAGAAAACAAAAAAUAGUUAAAAAAAGGGAACCAUGUUUAAUCCAUACCACAGUUUGAGCGUUCAAUCAAGUCGUUCUAUCGAAUUUGUUACCAUCCGGGGAAUCGAGUGGAAAUGAUUGGGAGGAGGAAAGAAUGUCGCCUGUAAAGUAGUUUGAUUACGUGAGAAUUUAGAGUCCAUGCCUUAGGUAUGAUU
Messenger RNA from Aspergillus campestris IBT 28561, 2140 nucleotides. RefSeq names its product calnexin (gene clxA). Gene Ontology annotation, biological process: protein folding. Bases 159 to 1844 code for a protein of 561 amino acids. The record is from RefSeq and is a predicted model, not a curated record. The transcript has 5 exons. Gene Ontology annotation, cellular component: endoplasmic reticulum; endoplasmic reticulum membrane. NCBI's taxonomy places the organism in Eukaryota, Fungi, Ascomycota, Eurotiomycetes, Eurotiales, Aspergillaceae. Gene Ontology annotation, molecular function: calcium ion binding.